CCAGGUUCAUCAGGAAGCGGUCGAUAUGGGUUUCGCACACAACAACGUACUUCACCGCAACCACUUCAGAAAGGAUUGGCAAUCAAGAGUCAAGACUUGGUUCAACCAACCUGGCAAGAAGAAGAGCCGUCGCGUUACACGUGAGAAGAAGGCUGCUGCACUUGGUGUUCGCCCAUUAGAAAACCUUCGUCCAGCCGUCCGUUGCCCAACCAUCCGUUACAACCGCAAGUUGCGCGCUGGUAAGGGUUUCUCAUUGGCUGAAUUAAAGGCUGCUGGUAUCCGCCGUAAGGAAGCACUCUCUAUUGGUAUCCCAGUCGACCACCGUCGUCGUAACCUCUCAGAGGAAGGUUUGAAGAUCAACGUUGAUCGUCUUACCGCCUACAAGGCUCGUUUGAUUGUCUUCCCACGCAACGCUAAGAAGCCAGCAAAGACCGACUCUAAGGACCUCGACGCCCAAGUCACCCGCGACGUCAACGCUGCUAUCCCAAUCCCAGCUGGUACCGUCGCUGAGGCUCCAAGAAAGAUCACCGAUGCUGAGCGUGAGACCAACGCUUACCGUACCCUCCGUAACGAACGCGCUACCGCUCGUUACGACGGUGCACGUAAGGUUCGUGCUGCCAAGAAGGCUGAAGAGGAGGAAGCUAAGAAAAAGUAAACUGAAUGACAGCUUUCUAUCCCGGUUGUACCCAUAUAAAACCAUUCAAACAAUCUUCUUAUCCG
Molecule: messenger RNA, 720 nt
Organism: Wallemia mellicola CBS 633.66
Lineage: Eukaryota; Fungi; Basidiomycota; Wallemiomycetes; Wallemiales; Wallemiaceae
Product: ribosomal protein L13e
Exons: 4
Coding region: 26-655 (209 amino acids)
Biological process (GO): translation
Cellular component (GO): ribosome; cytosolic large ribosomal subunit
Molecular function (GO): structural constituent of ribosome; RNA binding
Source: RefSeq, a predicted model, not a curated record